GGUGGCCGCAUGUUUUGUCACCCGGAGCGGGGAUAGAGGGAGACCCAGGCCCCUCACCCGGAGCGGGGAGAGAGGGAGACCCAGCCCCCUCACCCGGAGCGGGGAGAGAGGGAGACCCAGCCCCCUCACCCGGAGCGGGGAGAGAGGGAGACUCAGCCCCCUCACCCGGAGCGGGGAGAGAGGGAGACCCAGCCCCCUCACCCGGAGCGGGGAGAGAGGGAGACCCAGCCCCCUCACCCGGAGCGGGGAGAGAGGGAGACCCAGCCCCCUCACCCGGAGCGGGGAGAGAGGGAGACCCAGCCCCCUCACCCGGAGCGGGGAGAGAGGGAGACCCAGCCCCCUCACCCGGAGCGGGGAGAGAGGGAGACCCAGCCCCCUCACCCGGAGCGGAGAGAGAGGGAUUGCAAGCGACCCGGUCCUGACAACAUGCCGCGAUCACGGCGAGAUAAGCGGGUUUCUUUGACUAAAACAACGAAGAAAGGAUUACAAGUCAAACAGAACCUGAUCGAGGAGUUACGAAAAUGUGUGGACACCUACAAGAAUCUAUUUGUCUUUUCUGUUGAGAAUAUGCGAAAUAACAAAUUGAAGGAUAUGCGGAGUGCUUGGAAGCAUAGCCGGUUUUUCUUUGGUAAAAACAAAGUGAUGAUGGUGGCACUGGGAAAAGAACCAGCAGAUGAAUACAAGGAUGGUUUGCACAAGGUCAGCAAGCAGUUGCAAGGUGAAGUUGGUCUUCUGUUCACUAAUCGAACAAAAGUGCAAGUGAUCAAGUGGUUUGAGCAGUACACAGAGUCUGAUUUUGCUCGUGCUGGGAAUGUAGCUACAAUGGCCGUUACACUCGAUGCUGGGCCCCUGCCACAGUUCACACACUCUCUUGAGCCACAAUUGCGACAGCUUGGGUUACCAACCACUCUGAAGAAAGGUGUUGUGACAUUAUUAUCUGAUUAUGAUGUAUGUAAAGAAGGUGCCUCGCUGACCCCUGAACAAGCACGUCUUCUGAAACUGCUUGGUGUUGAAAUGGCAACCUUCAAAGUGACAAUAAACUGCAUGUGGAACUCUGAGACUGGUGAAUUUGAGCAACUGACAACUGAUGGAAGGAACAAGCAAAAGGUGGAGGAGAUGGAAGAGCAGGAGUGACUGAAUGCAAGUUGAAGAGCUCAGCCUGCAUACUUCAAAAGUGUCAAUCUUCAAUGACUAAUGAACAAUUUCACAGUCAUUUGGGAGAACAACUAUUGCAAAUGUGGACAUUGAAUUUUGUGAGCAUUUUUAAUAAAGUUUAGAACUUCAACAGA
This is a messenger RNA of Stegostoma tigrinum, 1289 nucleotides long. RefSeq names its product MRT4 homolog, ribosome maturation factor (gene mrto4). NCBI's taxonomy places the organism in Eukaryota, Metazoa, Chordata, Chondrichthyes, Orectolobiformes, Stegostomatidae. The coding region runs from base 427 to 1134 and encodes 235 amino acids. Gene Ontology annotation, biological process: nuclear-transcribed mRNA catabolic process; ribosomal large subunit biogenesis; ribosomal large subunit assembly. The transcript is spliced from 8 exons. The record is from RefSeq and is a predicted model, not a curated record. Gene Ontology annotation, cellular component: nucleolus; preribosome, large subunit precursor. Gene Ontology annotation, molecular function: RNA binding.